Molecule: messenger RNA, 3145 nt
Organism: Pristis pectinata (smalltooth sawfish)
Lineage: Eukaryota; Metazoa; Chordata; Chondrichthyes; Rhinopristiformes; Pristidae
Gene: emc6
Product: ER membrane protein complex subunit 6
Exons: 2
Coding region: 285-617 (110 amino acids)
Biological process (GO): autophagosome assembly; protein folding in endoplasmic reticulum
Cellular component (GO): membrane; endoplasmic reticulum; EMC complex
Source: RefSeq, a predicted model, not a curated record
UGUGUGAAGGAUUUAAUCCGCCGGCCGGUUUUCCACCUCGGUGCCGGCAGCGGGAUCGGACUUUAACGUCGAUGCUCGCGGCCUGGGCUGCGGAGGAUUCGGCGGCGGCUGUGCGUGUGUGUGAAGGGGCGGGUGAAAGGUCAGGAGGCGGGGCCGAGCGGGUAAUGGCGGCGGCGACGAGCUGACUGGAAUCUGCUGGCCGGGUGUCGGGGUCCGAGGCACCGCUCGCCGUCCGUGUGGGCCGAGAGAAGAGCUGGGUCCCAGGCCGAAUUCCCAAGUUUCCGAUGGCGUCCGUGGGCCUUAAACGGGAAGGGCCACAGUUUAUCAGUGAGCUAGCAGUUCGAGGGAACGCUGCCAUCCUGGACUAUUGCCGCACGUCUGUGUCUGCACUGUCGGGAGCUACGGCCGGGAUCCUGGGUCUGACGGCGCUGAUGGGUUUUGUCUUUUACUUCGUUGCUUCCUUCCUCCUGUCUGUGCUGUUGAUCGUGAAAGCCGGCCGUCAUUGGAGCAAGUACUUCAAGUCACGCCGCCCCCUCUUCACUGGGGGCCUGGUUGGCGGCCUCUUCACCUACAUCCUCUUCUGGACCUUCCUGUACGGCAUGGUGCACGUAUACUGAGUGCAGAGGGGGAGGGCAAGCCUCCCCCUCACAGGCAGCCGGGACUCUCUAACACCCUUGUUCAUCCGUCUUCACGAAUCUCAGUGUAAACCCAUCACAGGGUCACCAACCUCAUCGAUGCUUUCACAGUUUUGCACCAAAUCCCACUUUUGAUUUCUGUUAAAGUUUGCAUGGUUCCAGCCUGUAUGUUUUGAUAUGUUGUUCAAAAAUUUCAGUCCUGAGACAACUCUGGAAAAGUGACCGAGGGAUUUGAGAAUUUAUCAGCCAAGAUACUUGGAGCUUGUUCCUCGUUCCCCUAAGUGUCUGGAGGUGGAAGGAGGGGAGUCAGGAGUUUUCAGUCCUUUUACCGUUACUGUGAAAGAGGUUUGUCGGCUCAAAGGAGGGAGUUUCCUUGCACACUGUCCACUCCCCCCUUGCUGCCUUCACUUGCUGUUUAAAAAUUCAGAGGCAGACAGUAGCUUGAAGCAAUACUCUCUGCAACCCUCUGUUAACACAGCUCCUGCUGCUGGGGCUCUGAUACUUGGGGGGCAGAGUCGCCUCCCUGUAACUCCCCAGCAAAAGGGUCCUAUGUAGAUGGGUUAUAUUCUUUCCUUCGCUGAGGUGGAAGGUGGCAGUUUGUGCAGUGUGGGUCCUCCUCAAUGUGUGUGUGCCCAGCCAGCAGGGAUCCUACAGUAAGACUGAUGUGCUCCCAUAGAAACAAAUGUUCUUCAGGGGAAGGUGGUUUUGUUGAGGGAAGGUUACAGAGAUUUGUGAAAGAAUGCUGUGUGGAUGCACAGCUUGCCCCUCCUGUAUUCCACAGAAUGGGAGCUGGGAAGAUGAUGGUGGGGACACCAGUUGGUGAGUUGGGCAUCAAUUUCACUGCCACAGGCUGUCGUAUGCUUAAAAUCUGAAAAUCAAGGAUUUACAAUUAAACACGUUUGUCACUACUGACGGUAACUGGUUCAUUUUUAACAAGGCAGCUGUUUUAUGGGAACCAGUGGAUGCUUGAAUUUGUAAAUAACAUUGUCUUAAUUUGUGUUUGCAGGCAGAGAGCCUGCUCACAAGAAUAAACUACCAUUCACCUUAUUUAGUUUUGAUUUUUUAAAAAAAUCUGGCUAAAGCUUGCCUCCUGUGAAAGGUUUUGUGGAGAGUCUGCACUGCAUUGAUGGGUCAUCAUUUCGAUCUCUCACUGAACUCUAGUCAUCUGCUCCCUUUGCGUGAGGACUGUCAGGCUGGGGCUCUUUGACCAAGCACGCUUGUGCAGUCACUGGCUGUGGAUGACACUGGCUGUGCCAGCAUUCGAUGCCUAUCUCUAAUUGCCUCUGACCCACAGAGCCAGUAAUCUUGUGAUGCAGGUCAUUCAGCCCAUUGGGUCUAUGCCAGCUCCCAGGGAGGCAGUCCCAUUGCCCCCAUCUCCUUAUUCCCUGUACCCCUGCAACUUAUUCUUGCAAAUGACCAUCAACUUGCCUUUAGAGUUGAGCAUGUUGGUGUGUCCGAAGUUGCACUGACCAGACUGGCAGAUUUUCUUCACUGGUGGACAGUGAAUGAGCUGGGUUUUAAUGACAGUUUGGUAGCUUCAAGGCUAGUGUUAUUGCAAUGUUCUUUCAAACAAUUAUUUAAUUAUUUGAACUUUUGAGUUCCCAGCUGGCAAGAUGAGGUUUGUAUUGCCUUGGCCAGUGGUUCACAACUCCGGCUAUUUAAUUGAACUGGUACCAAAUGACCACCUUUCGACAGGCACACUGAUAUUGGUGUCACUAUGAAAGUCACAUUUUAAAAAUGUCCUAUUUAUUUCUGACAGAAACAGUUGUGUUAAUUCACCAGUUUGCAACUGUGGGUCAUGAUCUACAACAUUUGAGAUAUGUUGUCACAAGGAAUAGAAGUCUUUACUCGUCUUCUACCUGCAGUGUGCCCAAAUUUAAAAAAAAAGGUUGUGUACGUGUAAUUAGUUUCAAGAAGCUGGUGCUGCACUGUACCAGGUCCAGGCACUGGUCUGACAAAUGCAGAGAUGAAUAAAAGUUCCCACUGCUAUUUCAUUGGCGAGCAGGGCUGUUCUCCACAAUGGCCUGGCCAAUAUUUUACUACUAUAAUACCAAAGGAGGGCAUUUGACCCACACCAGCUCCCAUCAUCAAUCCUGUUUCCCCGUAACUUAUUCUCUGUACCAUGCCCAUCAAAUCCCUUUAGAUUCUUCUGCUACCCAGCUACACAAGGGAUAAUUUACAGUGGGAUGUAGGAAGAAACUGGAGCACCUGGGGAAACCCAUGCCAACUCCACACAGCACCAGAUGUCAGGACUGAACCCAGAUCACUGGAACUGUGAGGCAGCAGCACCAAUGUACCAAGUCUAUUCUUUACCAAGUCUAUUCUUUACCAACUAUUAGUUAAAAAAUAGAACUUGCUCAGAUCAUUAUCACAUAUCUUGCUUUUCAUAAAUUAGAACAGAGGUCAUACUGGCUGUAGAGCAGCAAGACAGACUGAGAUUGUGAACGGUGCAAUGUUUAUUCUGCAAACAAGCAGAAAUAUCAACAAUAAAUUGUUACAAAACAACUUUA